This is a messenger RNA of Dioszegia hungarica, 1071 nucleotides long. RefSeq lists its product as uncharacterized. The transcript has 5 exons. The record is from RefSeq and is a predicted model, not a curated record. NCBI's taxonomy places the organism in Eukaryota, Fungi, Basidiomycota, Tremellomycetes, Tremellales, Bulleribasidiaceae. Gene Ontology annotation, cellular component: membrane. Gene Ontology annotation, molecular function: serine-type endopeptidase activity. The coding region runs from base 1 to 1071 and encodes 356 amino acids.
AUGUCUCUAUGGACGCCCCUCAGCCUUGGUAGCGUCCUCAGACGAUCUCUGACCGGCCACGCCGCCUUCAGUGCGUCGGCGGUAGCAGGACCGUCUCGCAGGUGCGCGAGUGCGGUGAUCCCUGCUUCUGCUCGGCGAUUUCUGUCGUCCAGCCCGGUCUCGCGUCAGCCGGUCGUGCCCCGCCGCCCAGCGACAGGGGCUACUCUGGGCCUGCCUUCAAAGGCUCCUGCAUCGCCGCGAAUAUCGUCAAUACCCACAGCACCACAAGGUGGCUCUUCCAUCUUCGCCCAAGUAUUCCGACGCGCGUUCUCGUCUUCCCGGCCGGGCCUACUCCGGCAGACAUACUUUCCUAAAAAGGGCGGAUAUGGAGGCAGACAACCGCCUCCAGGCGGAUGGUUCAGUAAUCUACGCAGACGUAUAGAUCGAUUAUCCCCCACAGCAGUCGUAUACACCCUCAUCGCUCUCAAUGUCGUCGUCUUCCUGCUCUGGCAAUAUGGUCUCCAGUCAUGGCAGCGCUUCCGCGACCCAUCACUGCACAACUUCCUCACCAAGAACUUUGUGCUGAAUGAGGCGAAUAUCAUGGCUGGAAGGGUAUGGACGCUCCUCACGGCGUGCUUUAGCCACUCGUCGGGGACGCACAUCUUUGUGAAUUGCUUGAGUCUGUACUUUGUGGCUCCGGCUGUAGCAUCAUUGAUCGGAUCGUCAGCAUUCCUCGGACUGUACCUAGGAGGCGGUAUCAUCGCAUCGGGUAUCUCGCUCGCAUGGCACAGAUUCAGAGGAGACAAAUGGGCCGGAUCAGAAGGAGCCAGUGGGGCCAUCUACGCAUGUCUCGGCUUCUACGGCGCCAUCUUCCCUAAUACCACCUUCCUGCUCUUCUUCGUCCUCCCCAUGCCAGCCUGGGUCCUCAUUGGCGGUAUGUUCGCAUACGACGGCUACUCUGCCUUCUUCCGUCCAGGGAGCGGGACAGACUCGGCGGGACACGUCGGGGGAAUCAUGGCUGGGCUGGGAGCGGCACUGUUCGCUAGACGGAGGGGAAUGGGGGGAGGUAUUGGAAGGUUUGGCAGAUUCUGA